This is a messenger RNA of Melitaea cinxia (Glanville fritillary), 756 nucleotides long. RefSeq names its product elongation of very long chain fatty acids protein 7-like. The coding region runs from base 12 to 722 and encodes 236 amino acids. The record is from RefSeq and is a predicted model, not a curated record. Gene Ontology annotation, biological process: fatty acid elongation, monounsaturated fatty acid; fatty acid elongation, polyunsaturated fatty acid; sphingolipid biosynthetic process. Gene Ontology annotation, cellular component: endoplasmic reticulum membrane. Gene Ontology annotation, molecular function: fatty acid elongase activity. The transcript is spliced from 5 exons. NCBI's taxonomy places the organism in Eukaryota, Metazoa, Arthropoda, Insecta, Lepidoptera, Nymphalidae.
GUCCCCGGUAUAUGAAGGAAAGAAAACCUUACAAUUUGAAAAAUGUCAUCAAAAUAUACAACAUUUUCCAAAUUCUUAUCAGCUUAUACUUGUGCUACGAGGGAACUCGAUAUGUUUUUUUCACGGACUUUAAUUUUUACUGUAAAGGCUUGAAUGAUCCAGACUCAGAGGUUGCAAAAAGGAUAGCUUCCGCUGUGUGGAUAUAUUUCGUGUUGAAAAUUAUAGAUCUCAUGGACACAGUAUUCUUCGUGCUUCGAAAGUCGAAUAGACAGAUCACUCAGCUACAUCUUCACCACCACACAUUGAUGCCGUUCGCUGGGUGGAUCGCUGUAACAUAUAUGCCAGGUGGUCAAGCUGUAAUAAUUGGAUACAUCAACUCCUUUGUUCAUGCUGUUAUGUACACAUACUAUCUUUUAGCCGGUCUAGGAGAUACGUACAAGAAGUAUCUGUGGUGGAAGAAAUAUUUAACUAUGUUACAAUUGAUCCAGUUCGCAAUAAUCGGUGUACACUCUGUUCGCAGUUUAUUUUACUCUUGUUCUUAUCCUAUCGUUCUUAAAAUUCUUACGUGUUUAUACGCUGCUAUAUUUAUAAACAUGUUUGGUCAAUUUUAUUAUAAUAGUUAUAUUAAGGCUAAAAAUACCAAAAGUAAUGAAUCACCGAAACAAAAUACGAAGAAAAAUGCGAACGGUCAAACUAAGUUAAUCACGGAUCGUGUCAAAUAAUUAUUAAUGUGAUUAAAUAAAUAAAUAAUUAUAA